Spea bombifrons (plains spadefoot toad) is the source of this 2166-nucleotide messenger RNA. It is a transcript of the gene SWAP70, whose product is annotated as switching B cell complex subunit SWAP70. Lineage: Eukaryota; Metazoa; Chordata; Amphibia; Anura; Pelobatidae. Bases 70 to 1887 code for a protein of 605 amino acids. The record is from RefSeq and is a predicted model, not a curated record. Gene Ontology annotation, cellular component: nucleus; cytoplasm. The transcript is spliced from 12 exons.
CAGGCGGUUCGGACGGAGCGGCAGCUGAGGGGAAAAGUUCCGAGGAGGCCCUGAGUGCACCCGGGGGCCAUGGCUCUGAGGGACGAGCUGCUGAAGCCUAUCUGGCACGCCUUCACCGCCCUGGACCUGGACAGAUGCGGCAAGGUGUCCAAAUCCCAGCUGAAGGUUCUCUCUCACAAUCUGUGCACCCUGUUAAAUGUCCCCCACGAUCCGGUGGCCCUGGAGGAACAUUUCAGAGACGACGACGAAGGGCCCGUCUCUAACCAUGGAUACAUGCCUUAUCUGAACAAAUUCAUUCUGGAUAAAGUUCAAGGAGACAUCAAUAAGAUUGAAUUUAACAGAAUGUGUUGGACUUUAUGCGCCAAGAAGAAUCUCACCCAGAACCCUCUGUGCAUCAGCGAGGACAGCGCCUUCAAAAUAUGGACCAUAUUUAACUUCCUAUCGGAGGACAAAUACCCUCUGGUCAUGGUCCCUGAAGAGAUCGAGUAUUUGUUGAAGAAGCUGACGGAGGCGAUGGGGGGAGGCUGGCAGCAGGCGCUGUUUGAGGAUUACAAGAUCAGCCUCCAUCAGAAGGAGAGCUGUCUGUCCGUCUGGGAGCUCAUUGAGCUGGUCGGCAGUGGCCAUUUCAGUAAAGGCAUGGACCAGGCCACCGUUUCCAUGGCAAUUACUGAAGUCUUUAACGAGCUCGUCCUCGACGUCCUGAAACAGGGAUACAUGUUGAAGAAAGGACACAAGCGGAAGAACUGGACGGAGCGCUGGUUCGUGCUGAAGCCAAACGUCGUCACGUAUUACGGCAGCGAAGACCUGAAGGACAAAAAAGGGGACAUUAUUCUGGACGAGAACUGCUGCGUGGAGUCCUUGUCAGAUAAAGAUGGGAAGAAGUGCCUUUUUCUCGUGAAAUGUUUGGAUAAAAGCUAUGAGAUCAGCGCCUCAGAUAAGAAGAAGAGACAGGAGUGGAUCCAAGCCAUCCAGACCGUGAUUAACCUGAGGAAGAUGGGACUCUCCUCCCCGCACAGGGAGGCGCGACAGAAGCGGAAGGCCCUGCGCCAGAAGAUGCUGGCGGAGCAGAUGGAGAUGGAGAAGAAGAUGAAGGAACUACAGCUGGCCAAUGAGACAAAACAGAGGGAACUGGAGAACGUGCGCAAGCAACUGAAAGAUGCGGCCGAGCGGGCGACGGAGGAAGAGAAGAGACGGCAGGAGACUCACGUGGAGCUGCAGGACCGGUUCCGAGUGGAGCUGGAGCAGGAGCAGAUGAUUCGCCGGCAGAUGGAGGAGCAGGUGGCACAGAAGUCGUCCGAGCUGGAGCAGUACUUGGUGCGGGUCCGCGAACUCGAGCAAAUGUACCACCAGCUGCAGGAGGCCCUGGACGAUGAGAAGCAAGCGAGGCAAGACGAGGAGACCGUCCGGCGCCUUCAGGCACAGCUGCUGGAGGAAGAGGCGGCCAAGAGAGCGGCGCUAGAGAAGCUGCACAAAGAGCAGGAGCUGGCCAUAAAAAUGACCGAAGCCGAGAAGAAAGAACUGGAGAGCAUGCAAGAGGUUAAAGAGAAAGCUCUGCAAGAGGCGAUGCAGCAGCUGGAGCACCUCGAGAAGGAGCGUCUGGAGGCCCUGGAGCAGUACAAGACAGUUACAAAGAAUCUCGAAGUGGCAAGAUGCAAGACGAUGAGCUGGAAGGACAAAGUGGCUCACCACGAAGGGUUAAUCCGAUUAAUACAGCCAGGUGCGAAAAAUCCUGGUCUCAUCACAAAUUGGGGGCCGGCGUCCUUCACCCAGGGGGAGCUGCAUGAGCGCGAGAAAAACUGGCAGGUGAUGAAGGGCAGCAGCACAGAACAACCGCCCUGGGUCACUGCGAAACGCAGCGGGGAAUCGGGCAGCGGGAGCUCGGAGUGAGCGGAGCGUCCGGUGAUUUAUAACGCACCUGCUUUCCAAAAAGGGAGAACACGCUUUAGUGUUAGGUGAAUAGAAUUGUAGAAUUAUGAACUGAUACGGAAUUCCGCCGUCACCCGGGUAACGUACAAUAAAUCCUAACUAAAUCGGCACCAAAACUACAAGGAGAACGGGAGCCGACGGGUACUAACCGGGGAGCGCCAGCUGGGGCGGAACGUAAUGCCUUUGGGGUUUUAUUCACGUUGAUACAUUCCAGUUAUUAAACCCUACGUUCAGAAUGAA